UACAUUUAUUUGUUUCAUUGUACAUUCACAUUUGAUAUAAUUUUUUUUCUAUUUCGGCCCUCAACACCCUGACCCCUACUUUGGGAACUGCUGCCCUAAAUGACAACAAGAAGCAAAGCAAAGACUGGAGCCUUGGGUUAGCUUGUAGUUACCGUGUCCUGUGUGUAAAUUCCUCAUGGCUGCUCUGAGUAGAUCUGCUUGUCUCCUCUUCCACUUUUGGUGGUCAGUGACUGGGCAACAGUCAUUAAAAAAUAAAAAAGUAUGUUUUUCUUUAAAACCUCUCUAUAAUUAUAGAACACAGAUAUAGAAGUUGCCCAUCACAGAGCAUUCUUCCUUUUUCCCGCCUGGGACGGAUGUGCUUUUACAUAAAAGGCUUUACUUUCUUGACAGAAUCCAGAACUUCUGAACAUCAGCAUGUUUUUAUAUAAAAGCUGGAAUCAUGGGCAAACAGCUAGCAAAAUCCUACUCAUCCAUAACAAUUGGAUGUAGAAGAAUGAAAAAGGUUGACAAUUUUUUCCUCUGUGUUUAAGUAAAAACAACAGGGGGGGAAAGGCAAAAAACAUAGAGCCCUGCUUUCAGUCUUUUAACCUCUUGUUUUAUAUGUGUUGGUCUGACAGAGAGUGCAAACAAGAGAUGACUGUCUACUACAGGUUAAAUUUUUACCAGGAAUAUGCAAAUAUUGCUAUUCCUACUAACUUUCAAGCUGUCUUUCAUUAUCCUGAAGCAGUUCCCUACUGCAGCAUCCUUUGGCUAUACUGUAAAUUGUCUUAUAGUUUCUGUUGUAGGAGUGAUAGAAAGGUCUAGUGAUCAGCUCUACUGCAUUUUUUGAAGCAAAAGAUUUUCUUUGUAUUGAAAUAAAAUAGGUUUUAGCCAUAUUGUCAUCAUUUCUGUAUCAGUAUUACCUAGUGUUCAUAACCUCUGCUGUUUAGAAUCAUUUGUGUGAAAACAUAUUUGGCAUAAAGUGCUUCUGAAUAUCCAGGUUUUUAUGAGCAAAUGUUAGUUUUGUCAUGACACAUGCUAUGCUAUCCAUCUAAGACGCCUCUGGCCAUUCUUUUUCUCACUUUUAGAUUGUGUUUUAAUAUCCACACUAUUAGUUUAUGUUUUCCGUCAGUGCAGCCCUACAGCAACAGAUUGUCCAAAUGCAGAGCCUUUCAGAAGGCAUCAUCACCUGGGUCAGUUCAGUGCUUGGUGAUAUUCAUUGCAGCCACCACCUGAGAGCUUCUCCUGUCCCCUCAGGACAGGUUUGACUACUGCAGGUUCAUAGAGCUAGAUUAUGUCCCCAUGGAGUCGGGCUACAUGGUCUCAAUGCGUCCCACUAAAGGCUAUACAUCGACCAAGUCGCCCACUAAAGGAUACACCUCCACAAAGUCUCCGGAUCGCCGCUCGACAAACUCUCCAUCCACGCCACGUUCCCGGCGGCCUCCAGCUGCACCCAGUAAUAGAGAUCAUGGCAAUGCCUCCGUCAGCAGUGGCAGCAACUCAGGCUCGUGUAAAGGCAGUGACUGCAGCCCCACCAAAGGACGUCAGAAGUACACCUCAUGUACGGACAACCAUGGUAUUCGCCCUCCUCCCCCAGAGCAGUACCUCACGCCUCUCCAGCAGAAGGAAGUGUGUAUCCGACACCUGCGAGCCAAGCUCAAAGAGACCAUUAACACCCUGCAAGACAGGGACACAGAGAUCGAUACACUGCGAAGUAAGCUUUACCGAAUGCAGGAAGACUGGGUUGAGGAGGAGUGUCACCGCGUGGAGGCUCAGUUAGCCCUGAAGGAGGCCCGUCAGGAAAUUCAGCAGCUCAAACAUGCAGUGGACACAGUUCGUACCCGACUUAGUGAUGCCGGUGGGCUCAGUGGAGACGUAGGGGUUCAAAAGUACUUCCAGGACAUCAAUACUCAGAAUCACAAAUUGGAGAACCUUUUGCUUAACAUGGAGAUAGCACAAGCCGGACUAGCCAAGGAAGGAGAAGCCAUACCAGGCUGCAGGACCCGUGCUGGGGGCUCAGCCCCAGCAUCUGUUUCUGGAGAAAGCCCUGGAGUUGUACCUAAGUUGCCAGUGGGAGGGAGGGGGUCUUGUUCUUGCGAUGGCUCUCCAGCCCGUUCUCUGACUCGGAGCUCCACCUACACCAAGCUGAGCGACCAGGCACUGGGAGACCGCAAUUGCAAUGAUGCAGACUUUCCUUGCCUCUCAGCUGACGGCACACAGGACAGCGGGUUUGUGUGCUGUGGAGAGAACAGCGUCCCCAGCCGGGCAGACCUCCUCCUGGAAGCCGCCUACCUCUCAGAGGAAACGGCAUCUUUGCUGAACUCUUACACGCAGACCUUCUCCCACACUUUGCCUCAUUCUGCCUCCCUCUCUCUGCCUCACACCUACUCCCAUACCUUACCUCAUUCUUUCCCUCACAACAUGUCCCACUCCAUGCCACACACGGUGCCUCACUCCUCCACCUAUGAGAAACUCUGCACAGGCGAGCGGCUGGCUCCAUUUCGUUGUAGUUUGGGUGGAGUGAGUUGCAUGAGCCACCCCUGCCUGUCCCACCACCACCUGUACCUGCACCCCCUGAGGGAGGCAGGCAUUCAGACUGAGAGCUGCCCCAUCCCUGCAACAGCGGGAUAUCCCUCUGAUCUGGAUACUAUUGCAGAGCAACGUACAUUUCGCUCUCAGGCCUGCAGCCCCACCUCCACCUGGAUGUCUGAUGAGGGGGAAGAGGAUCUGGACUCCAUCACCACCACCACUUCAGUGACAACAGCGACCGUGAUGAGCACAGCCACUGAGCCAAUUCCAGUUUCCAAAACACCACUGGCUCCACCUCUUCCGCGAUCCGCUACUGUGGCAUUUUCCAUGGAGAGUCCUUCGUAUCAGGCAAAUGAGGAAGAGGAAAAGCAAGAAAGAGAAAAAAGAGAGAAGGCAGGAGAAAAGUUGGAAAACACUAAAGUCAGACAAUCAGAAGAGGAGCAGCAGACAGUUCAAAGCUCAGUGGAAGGGACUGAGGUACUGCAUGAAGAGGUAGAACAAAGAAAAGUCUGUGAUUUAGCAGGAAGAAUGCAGGGUGAACUUAAUUUUGCAGGCUGCUGUGGAGAAGACAAGCAAGAUGACCAGAGAGUGGAGGACAAGCAGCAAGAGGCCGGGAUUGGAGAAAGAUCCACAGAGGAAACGAGCCCUGUGAUUACUCCAGAGUACACUAGACUGUCUCCUGGUGCACAAGAGCCUCAAACAUCCCAGCCUCCGAGGAGAUCUAUCUCCCGUGAAGAGAUAGCUGGUGUCACAGUGGUGGAAGUUCAUGACGAGGAUGAUGACGAAGAUAAGACUAAUGAACAAGAGGCCACAGGGGUUGAUGUAGCAGAAGACGAGGACUCUGGGAAAAUCCAAAAAAGCUACUGGAGUCGUCACUUCCUGAUUGAUCUGCUAGCGGUGGCCAUCCCUGUGGUGCCGACGGUGGCGUGGCUGUGCCGUGGCCCGGUCCGUGGCGGCCAGCCUAUGUAUCACUUCGGUUCACUGCUGAGAGGCUGCUGCACUGUUGCACUGCACUCGCUGCGCAGGGGCGGUGGCCUGAGACAUUACCCCGCAGGCGGGGGGGAUCUUGGGGGCACACAAAUAUAACAGAAUGACAUCUUUCUGGUUCUUUACUGUGGUGUCACUUCUCCUGUGUGGUCUGUAGUGUGAGACCAUUGCUUAAAGUGCAAGGACAGGAAGAGCAAGAACUUCUUGUUCCUCUGCUUUGGAUGGUAAUAAAGAAUGGGAAUGUUAGGAACAAGAGUUGGGCAUCAAAGAGGAAGACCUUUGACCAAUCAACUCUACUCUGUUUGACCCUGCAACAUAUUGUAAAAGCAAGAAAGACAAUUACUUUUUCUUGCUUGGUCCUUGCUGUCGUUACCAAAAUAUCCAUGUACUGGCUUGUGCUAGCUGAAUGAGCUGCUUGAAAUGAAUGAUCACUGCUUUGGAGUUGAUUGUUUAAUUUAUUUUUGAAUGUAGAGAAAAUGUUCCUUGCCAUGUCAGCUGUCAGUUAUGACGUAAUACGAUGAUCACAUGUUGGUGAAUGUGUACAUAAAUACUUUAUAUGUAUGUGUAGGCGUGUAUAUGUAAAAUUAAAUUAGAACAAACUAAGGUAACGGUUGUUGACCAGUGGUAGUGGAAAAAAAAUCCACUUUUAUCCAAAGCUGCAGACACUUUUCACCGAUAACUUCAAGAGGUAAUAGAUUGAAUUUGUCUGCUGUGGAGAAAAAACAUGGUAGACACAGAACUCAGGUAUCUGCUCAGGGUAGAAACACAACCGAUCCUGACAGGCGGCUUUGCACCGUGGUAUGUUAAAUGAACUUCAGUCAAAAGCAGUUUAUUCUUACUGGCUCCCUCUCUUUAAACUGGCAGUGAAGAUAUGUAUGAUGAAAAUGUAGUCUUUGAUAUCCAAGCUGUCUGUAACCUCCGUAUGGCUUGUUGACUGCAGCAUAAGAAAUUUGCAGAGCGCAGACUUCAUGGAAAGGCCUGGCUAUUACAGUUCAGAUGUUUAUAAACAGCCUCUUUAGUGUCCACUGAAAACACAAAAGGUUUAGAUCGGCUAGAACAGGAAGAAAACGCUUCACUUUUCUUUCACUUCCUGACACAAGUCGUUCUGAAUUAAAUGACUGCUUUAGAAGUUAAUGGUUCCCUCUACUGGCCAGAAGUAGAAGUGAAUAAAUUCAAAGAUAUGACAUUUAUUCUUUAGAUGAACUUUAUUCCUUUUCUAAAGGUUUUCUUAAUGACAACUUUAGUAAUGGUAAAUUAUAAUAUUAUUCAGUGGAAAGGAACUUGGAUUAUGUUGUUCUUUUACCUUUAUCCAAUGUGGUGCUCAGCUGAAAUGUUUCCAUUUUCAGGGGAGUAAAAUAUUCUAGAUGAAAGGAGACGCGACUACCUUUAGCUCCAGCAAUGGACAAGACAUAACGGUGAAUGGAGGUAAACGCAUUUAGAGUAGAAUUGGUCAGGCAUUUUUUAAAAUAGAAAUUUAAAUCAUUAAGAGCACAUGACAGUGAGGUCAUGCGCUAAUUAAUGAUUGCAGAGUUAUAAAGAAUAAAGAUUAUUUGUGAUUUUAUUAACCUAAAAUCUUACAUGAUCCUCUCUGAGCAUUUAUUUCUUAUAACUAAAUGUAUUUUCUGUGACGGUCAGUCGUUUGUCUGGAUUUCCCAUCUGUUAACUGAUGGAAGAUCAUCCAGUGAAUUUAGCUGUAAUCCAGUUUCAUGUUAAACAUAUCUGUUGGAGUUAAUCUGGCUCUGAUUAGGUGCAGCAGUGCAACAAGUCAUCCAGAUGUGUCUUAGUUUCACAGGGACACGUACCUCGCUGUGUAAUUAUUUAAACAAACAUAAAAGAAGAAAGUUAGCCUAGCUUUAAACACUUCAAAAAUACGCCUCAGUACAUAAAAACAGACCACUUCACAGUAGCUUCCACCGUCAUGGUGGAAGUUCAGACAGAAGUAAUGAUAACCUAUGAACAAUGUUAGCCAUUACUUUGGCUAACAUUCAGUCUUUUUUUUUUUUUUACAGCAAACAACCUGUGCAGGUUUUCCUGUUAGUUUUCUCUACAUGUGGUAGACUGCAUCCUAUUCCCUUGUUUGCUCUGUAGUUUAUUUGUUGUGUUCUUUUCAGUCCAACCCUUCUUCUGCAAUCUGCUUCUGGAAUCGACACUGAUCUGCUUUCUCGCAGAUUGCUGAUUGUGUUUCUACCCUGAGAUUGUUUUCAUUAGACUCACCUGUUUAUUUUCACUGUAUCACUUGUGUGCUAAGUGUUCUUACAGCGAUUUAAUAAUGCCGUCCCCUCCCGCCCCUCCAGAUGUUUACCCUGUCCAUUAAUUUCUUGCCAUUAAAUAAUUAGUCCACAGACAACACAUUCAACGCUCAUGAUAUCCUUACACCUGCUCUGAAUCGUCCUUUAGCUAUUCUUACCCUUCUAACUAAGGGUUAGAAUAGCUAACUUAGCUAUCUUGAAUAUCUCUGAAAGAACACUAAAUAAAUCAAAGUUGGGUUUUUUUUGGUGAUAAUUCAUGAAAUGUUAUGGAAAAUUCAGUGUGUAAAUUUUGUACAUUGAGAAAUAUAUUGCUCUUAGACUAUUCCUCCCUAAUUUGUGCCUUUUCAUUUGCCAAAUUCACAACGGUGUCUGGGGAAUGAUGUGGGCCUGGAAUAUUUUCUAUACACAGUUACCUAUAUAGCUGUUUAGUGUACCGCUGGCAGAGUCAGAACUCUUUAGUCAUACAGUGAAGUCAUGAUCAAACGUCUGUAGAUACUCACUAUCUCAGUUUGACACCAUCGGUAGAUCUGAGUGAAGUGAGUUGUGCUCAGUCUGUGAUCUGUGCUGUAUAUUUCUGCUAACCCUGAUGCUCUUGUGCUGUAGCUAGUCUUUAACUGUCGAUAUGUAUUCUCAAGUCCAUCGUACAAAAAUUAGUCCAUCACAAAAACAAACUGUGUGUCUUAAAUUGUCUUGCAAAGACAUUCUAGAAAUCUGUUAGGGCAAACUCACUUACUUUUUCAAAAUGUGUUGUUUGGUUCCAGUUGCAUUCAGCUGAAUUUUAUUUUCUGUGUAUCUGUUAUCAGGCUGACGUUGGUGUUUGCUGAUGUCAAAACUCAAGAAGCAUAUAACAGAUUGAUGGUUAAGUACCACUAAGGUAAAGCAUUUUUCACUUAGCAUUCAAGAUACUGACAAAAUACAUUCUGCAAAUAUUUAAAAGAAAUAAUUACAUUUAAGACUAUAUUUUAUUACAUCCACAAAUUGCAAUGCCUUUUUUUUCUGUUUUUUUUUUUUUUUUUUUUUUUUUUUGACAAACCAACAUAAAAUGAAGCAUAAUUUUGAAAUGGGGGGAAAAGCAUAGCUUUCUAGUUUUUAAUUUCUUUUUAACAAUCUGUUUUGGUGAACCAAAACAAAUUAUUUUUUAGCUACUAUUUUUGCCCAUUCUUAAGAAAUAGCUCGUGUUCAAUAAUAAAGAGUAGAAAGUGUCCAGACUACAUGUACUUUCAAUCAUCAAAUUGAAAGUAUAUAUAAAACAUGUUAACUCACAGCACACUGUCAGUUACAAAAUAACCACAUAAAAAAACUAACAUGCAGGCCCAAGAUAAUUUUUUGGAGAUGAAAAGUUCCAACAAAAAUGCCAUAUAACUCUAAGGGCUAUAGAGGCUGCAAAGAGCAAAAUGACAGGAAAAGGAACAGUACAACAUCACACUGUGUAGUAAUAUUCAGAGAGACGGAACAUCCAUGAAUGACUUCAUAAAAUGAUAUAGGCAAAUACGUUUAUGAUAAAAACAUAAAAUGGAAAGUAAGAAAAUGUCAAACUUCUUAAAAGACAGAAAUCACAGAGUUUGCGUUUUAGGAUGACUGUGUCUGAAUUCAGUCUGUGCUGCUCGUCUUCCUCAGAUGAAGGUUCUGCUGGCCUUUUUACUUCUGUAUUCUGGUAUAAAUGUGUCUCCACUGAAAGUGAAUCUAAAUGUUUCUGUUAGAUGUCAGAGUCAAACACAGACGCAAGAAUCCUCUGGAACCACCAACACGUGAAUACGCAAUGUCCUUCUCUUUUUUAAGUUUUUACUGCCAUAUAUUGCACUAUUAUUCACUUUAUAUGUUUUAAGGACUUACUUGAAGUCGACUGUACAUGUAUCUGUACCAACUGUUGUUUCAUCACUGAUUAUUUUUGAUGCUCUGUUAGGUCCAUAAGGGUUGGUAGUGGUACACUUCUUAAUGGAAAAUGGAAAAUCAGAUAUUUAAUGUUGAUCAUUUUUGUAUGAUAAAAACUGUAAUUUGUCAUUCUUUAAUCCUUAAAAUGAGCUGCUCUUAACGAAAGUGAAACCUCCAAACCGAUGCUUAUUGCUAUAAUCUGACUGGUAAAGAAAUUACAACAAUCAUGAGUUUAUGUUUGGGGUAACCAUGGAAACUCUUGUCUAUUGUUGUUUCAUAGAAGGUUCUAGAGAAAGAACAUGUCCUCUGUUGUUUCUCUGUGUUGAACUGUAGAUUUGAUCCCUUGUCUGACUGUAUGAAGGGAAAUUAAGAGGCAGAAACCAUGUUUUUAAAUAAAGCCAUAUGCUGUAGAGCUGUCAGGG
Molecule: messenger RNA, 8038 nt
Organism: Poecilia latipinna (sailfin molly)
Lineage: Eukaryota; Metazoa; Chordata; Actinopteri; Cyprinodontiformes; Poeciliidae
Gene: snphb
Product: syntaphilin b
Exons: 5
Coding region: 1282-3594 (770 amino acids)
Biological process (GO): neuron differentiation
Cellular component (GO): mitochondrion; cytoplasmic microtubule
Source: RefSeq, a predicted model, not a curated record